Messenger RNA from Arabidopsis arenosa, 454 nucleotides. Lineage: Eukaryota; Viridiplantae; Streptophyta; Magnoliopsida; Brassicales; Brassicaceae. The record is from the annotation of a GenBank genome assembly.
ACCAGAGAGACUUGAUCAAAACAACAAGACAAGAUGAUUAGAGCCCUGAGCACGAGGAAGGUUCGAGGAAGCUACAAGAAGCUCGGUGACGAAGAAGAAGCAGGCACUGGGCUUUUAGAAGUGAAACCGGAGAGCGUUCCUACAAAUCUCCAUGGUCAAUCCCCGAAAGUGAAUAAACCGGUGGAGAAAACCGGGGGUUCGGUUCACCCUCUACUUAGUUUCUUCGAUAUGAGUCUAAAGAGGAAGAAGAAGACAACGAAGAAAAGCACGACGACUGCAAAACCGGAAUUUGCUAGGUACUUGGAGUAUGUCAAGGAAGGAGGCGUUUGGGAUAACACUUCAAAUGGACCUGCCAUAUAUUACAGAUAGAUCGGAGAAAGAGAUUUCCACAGUGGUUGUUUAUAUUUAUUUCGGUUUGUUAUAACUUCUAUUUGAAUAAGAAAGAUGAAUACAU